Neomonachus schauinslandi (Hawaiian monk seal) is the source of this 1393-nucleotide messenger RNA. RefSeq names its product cyclin J like (gene CCNJL). Gene Ontology annotation, molecular function: cyclin-dependent protein serine/threonine kinase regulator activity. Lineage: Eukaryota; Metazoa; Chordata; Mammalia; Carnivora; Phocidae. The transcript is spliced from 5 exons. The record is from RefSeq and is a predicted model, not a curated record. Gene Ontology annotation, cellular component: nucleus; cyclin-dependent protein kinase holoenzyme complex; cytoplasm. Gene Ontology annotation, biological process: mitotic cell cycle phase transition; regulation of cyclin-dependent protein serine/threonine kinase activity. The coding region runs from base 1 to 1164 and encodes 387 amino acids.
AUGGAUGAGCCGUGGUGGGAAGGACGCGUCGCCUCGGACGUCCACUGCACCCUUCGCGAGAAGGAGCUGAAGCUGCCGGCCUUCCGAGCCCACUCCCCGCUCUUGAAGAGCCGCCGGUUCUUUGUUGACAUCCUGAGCCUGCUGAGCGGCCACUGCCAGCUCUGUCCCGCGGCCCGGCACCUGGCCGUCUACCUGCUGGACCACUUCCUCGAUCGCUAUAACAUCACCGCCUCCAAGCAGCUGUACACCGUGGCGGUCUCCUGCCUCCUGCUCGCAAGUAAGUUCGAGGACAGGGAAGACCACGUCCCCAAGCUGGAGCAGAUAAACAGUACGAGGAUCCUGAGCGGCCAGAACUUCACCCUCACCAAGAAGGAGCUGCUCAACACAGAACUGCUGCUUCUGGAGGCCUUCAGCUGGAACCUCUGCCUGCCCACGCCCGCCCAUUUUCUGGACUACUACCUCUUGGCCUCCGUCAGCCAGAAGGACCACCACUGCCACAGCUGGCCCCCCGCCUGCCCCCGCAAGACCAAAGAGUGCCUCAAGGAGUACGCCCACUACUUCCUAGAGGUCACCCUGCAAGAUCAUAUUUUCUACAAAUUCCAGCCUUCUGUGGUUGCUGCAGCCUGCGUUGGGGCCUCCAGGAUUUGCCUUCAGCUUUCUCCCUACUGGACCAGAGACCUACAGAGGAUCUCAAAUUACACCCUGGAACAUCUCAGCACAUGCAUUGAAAUCCUGCUGGUAGCUUAUGACAACGUCUUCAAGGACGCUGUCGCGGUCAAGAGCCAGGCCUUGGCAAUGGUGCCCAGCACAACCCCCGCCCCCACCCAAGUGCUGUUCCAGCCGCCCGCCUACCCCACCCUCAGCCAGCCAGCGACGCCGGGCCUGGCCCAGUUCCAGACCCCCGUGCAGGACCUCUGCUUGGCCUAUCGAGACUCGCUGCAGGCCCACCGCUCUGGGAGCCUGCUCUCAGCGGGCUCUGGCUCAUCCCUCCACACCCUGUACCCCACCCUCCAGCCCCUGGAUGUGUGCCCCGUGUCCCUCCCCACGCCCCUCAGCAUGCAGAUGGCCAUCACAGCUGAGCCCAGACACUGCCUCACCACCACCUAUGGAAGCAGCUACUUCAGCGGAAGCCACGUGUUCCCCACAGGCUGUUUCGACAGAUAGGGCACCUUCGGGCCACAGAGGGAGGCCUUGGAAACUCACCUGGGCAGAGGAAGAGGACACAGAUGAGGGGAGCUCAGCCGAGUGAGGCAGUGGGGAGGCCGUCCCCACAGAGCCUCGCUGACUUUGAACACAGAGGGUUCAUGUUCUUUUUAAACAAAGCCGACCCAGAGCAAAGUGGUCAAUGACAUCCCUCCCCCGAGAGAAUUCCUCUGGAAAACGUCUUCCACAU